Molecule: messenger RNA, 5686 nt
Organism: Melanotaenia boesemani (Boeseman's rainbowfish)
Lineage: Eukaryota; Metazoa; Chordata; Actinopteri; Atheriniformes; Melanotaeniidae
Product: KIAA1549-like b
Exons: 22
Coding region: 342-4484 (1380 amino acids)
Source: RefSeq, a predicted model, not a curated record
CCUGCCUGUAGCCUGCACAAAGCGGAGUGACCACCAUCCGUCUGCAGCAGGUUUGGACGAGACACUUCACCGCCAACAGCUUAAUGUCAAACCUCUGGCAAAGUGUGCGCGCCACCCUGCGCCACACGGUGAUGAUGGGUGGACCGAGCGCAGCCAAGCGAUAGGGCGCAUUUCUUAAUUUCCCCCUCUGCGCCGCGUCCCCCCACCCUCCUCGAUCCAUCCAUCCAUCCAGCCUCGGACACGCUACGAGACCGCGGGACGGCCGUGUUUCCCCGUUUACACACGAGGAUUGAUCCAAUGUAUUAUUUACGAGCGAAACUUCAGCAACUUAUCCACUGGAUAUGGCUCCCAGUUUGAGGAGUGAUGGGCGGACAGGUCACCCCGAAGUGGAGGGAGCCUGCGGAGCAGACCCCGGCGGAUGCUCGCCGCACAGGACGGAUGCUGGAGGAGAGAAGGGGAGGUGUUUGAGGGCCAGGUUGCGAGCAGGAGCAGCGGGGAUGCUUGCAAACUGCCUGCUGUCUGUGGCAGUGCUUUUACUUCUUGUCCGGUGCGCUGUGGCCGCAGAGGAUAAAUCCACCUACGAUGCCUCGGGUUCCCUGCCAUUACCAAGCGACCCUGCAGUCACAGGUGCUCCUGCUCCCCCACUGGCUGAGCUGUCAGUGGUGGAAAAGGCACCUUUUCCAGCUGUCCAUUCAGCCAGUGACUCAGACUCUGACGGGGAAGGGUUGUCGGGUCAGCCCGCCUUUUCCUCCGUCUUAACCGUGAUGGCAGGAACUGUCAAACAUCCAGUGAGCCUUGAUCACAGUAGAACCUUGCCAACUAUUAGUAGGGAUGAGACCCAAACCACCCAAUGGCCUUCACGUAAUUCCAGCCAAGGCUCAGACAUGUCCUCCUCAUCAUCGUUUGUGGAAGACAAGAUCAAAGCAAGCUCAGAAGCCAAGGAGGAUGAGUCAACUGUUGGAACAUCCAAAUCAGUUGUGCUCAUUUUCCCCAAAGAAAAAGAGGCAAGUUUAGCACCUUCUCAGUCAGACUGGAUUACCCUUUCUGCUGGUCCCACGCAGGGUGCAUCUCAGGUAUCACCUCUGACCACACAACAGGACACCACAACAGCCUCUGUGAAGCUCACCACCACGCUUGUAGCUUCAACCACGCAAAAUCCCACCAUGACCACGCCUUCUCAAAGAGUCAAAACACAGUCAACCACUACAACCACAACACAGCCCACAACUAUCACCAAGAGAAGUACGACCACCACCACCAUCAGGACUUACACCAGCAGGAGAGCAUUCAUGCCACCCGUUCCUAGAACAAGCCCCCCAAGAGGGGUUACCGCUGUCUUUGUCUCACCUUUCACCACCACCACAGAGGUUCCACCACAACAAUGCAACAUCACAGAGAAAUUAUGGGUAAAAACAGUUGUUUCCAUCUAUGUGAGAAGAAACAGGCUGGAUAGCAUUCAGAGGCAGAACCUCAGAAGAGGACUAAGCCAAGGCCUCAGGAAAGCUCUUAAUGAUUCGUCUGCCCAAGCACAGGUGGAGACUGUAUUUGGUUCUCCCAACAUGACAGUGGCUUAUCAUGUAACUGGAGGGGACAUAGUUUACCCUCCUUCUGUGGUGAUGGAAGGUUUGGCGUCCUACGGCCGUGAUAAGCUGAUUGCAGACCUGCGACAGUACCUCCCCAUGGUCACUGCCCUGCCUGUCCCUAUUGCAUUGUGGCGAUCCAGCCCUGCCACUGGCUUCCAGCUGAAAACAGUGCUGCAGUUUGUGGGAGCAGGUGAUAAACCUCUCUCCUGUCGCUUCUCUCAAAUGAUGGAAAAGAGGCUUGAAAAGGUGUUUUCAGAGGCGCAGGCCAAAGUGACCAAUGUUAAAGGCAGACUCUCAGUGCAGAUGCUGAAUGUCUCUCAGGUAGCAGGCUCUCCUGCUGUGUCACUGGUUUAUGCUGUUAGAAAUGGGACUGCCUAUCUUAAUGGCACUGCUGCCUCAAACCUCCUUGGUCAGCUCUCUGCUGAGUUGGUGGGCUACUUCCUCUUCUACCCCCCACUUAUUGUUGCUGAGCCGCUUGAAUAUCACAAUCUGAACACAUCCAUUGCAACCAGAGACUUCUGGGUUGUCACAGUGAUCCAGGAUGUUGAUAAUGUCAGCCUGGAGGGACAAUACCAAAGCUUUGCCAGACUAAUGGAGCAGCGGCUGGCAGAGCUGUUUAUGAUGGCGGGCCAGCAGGGCACUCGAUUUAAACGAGCCACUACUGUGGGCAGCUACACCGUCCAGAUGGUGAGUAUCCGCAGAGUUUCGGGGUUAAAGAACCCAGCAGAGAUGACAUAUUACGUCCAACGCAAUGGCACUCCCUUAUCAGGCACUUCAACUGCUAAGGUCCUGAACACAGUGGAUUCUCAGACAAUGGCACUCACCCUGGGCUACUUUGUCCAGCUGCAAGCAGAACCUGUGGUCAAGAACCCUCCCAAUAACCUCUGGAUAAUCGCUGCAGUGUUGGCCCCCAUCUCAGUGGUUACACUCAUUAUUAUCAUCAUCACAGCUGUGCUGUGCAGGAAGAAUAAGAAUGACUUUAAAGCUGAUGCCAUCGGUAACCUUAAUCCCCGAGCCAAGAUGGCCUAUCGGAGAGAUGUGGGUUAUUAUCACCAGCCGGUCCAGGGUUUUGACUACGCCAAGCAGCACCUGGGCCAACAGGGUGGAGAUGAAGAGACGCUGCCUGUCAGUCAGGAUACUUUAGUGAUGUCCCUACAAAUUAGGGACACAUCACUGUCACUAGAGAAGGCUCUGCAACAGGACGGGACUGCCAGCAAGAAAAACCUCACUGGUGACAAACACAAAAGCAAGUUGCCAAGUGAAGAUGGUUCCGUCAUCAGCAACGAAUCAGAGAAGCUGAAUUCCAGCAGGGGCCUGACGGUGCCGAAAGUCACAGCACAGCAGAAACUGACGAAGGAGGAGACGCGCAAGAGGGACGAUCCGUAUGACACCUCCUCUGGCUCCCUGCAGCUCAUUUCCAUAAAGCCCAUGGCAGCUCAGACCAACUACUCACACCCUGCGUCCUCUAACCGCAGUCAAGACUCAGCCAUGGUCAAUGGAGAGGUCAACUUGGCACUAAAGCAAAAAUCAGACAUUGAGCACUACAGAAACAAACUGAGACUGAAGGCAAAGAAGAAGGGUUAUUAUGAUUUCCCGUACACCAAUGGCACCAGCAGCGGAGGUCGAGCCCUGCCACACAAACAGCAGCCUGGCCAUGAAGGGAGGGAAGCUGGUGAGCGUGGGAGACCACUGGAACCUGAUGAUGAGCGAGGUUCGACUUAUGUCAAGUCUCACAGGAGACACUCCCAGGUAGGGCAGAUGGCCUAUCGCAGCAGACAAAGUCUGAGCAGUCCAAGCCCUGGAGGAACAGAGAUGGACCUGCUUGUAAUGAGAGAGAGACCCAGGAGAGGCAUCCGCAACAGUGGUUAUGAUACUGAACCAGAGCUGAUUGAAGAGACGAAUGUUGAUAAUUUGAUGGGCCCGCGAGGAUACAUGUAUGGCCGGGGCUUGAAAGGCCACUCAGAGACAUCCACUCUGAGCUCACAGCCAUCCAUUGAUGAAGUGCGACAGCAGAUGCACCUGCUACUGGAGGAGGCAUUCAGUCUGGCUUCAGGGGGGCAGUCCACAUCCGGAAGACAUACCCAUCAACUCCAUCCUGACCACUACAGCCCUGCACCGCCUCCCCUUCCUUACACAGAGGUGGUGACCAGCGCUCCAGGCACAAUGAGCUGUGGGCGGGGAGGCCUGCAAUGGGUAUCACCUUAUGGUGCAGACAUGUAUCAGUGUAGCCUUCCUAAACCAGCCUUCCGCUUCACCCAGCUUCCUGAGAUGACCAUCGGCUCUCCUCCACCUUUACCACCCCGCACUGGGCCUCCACCCAGGACCUCCUUAAGACGUUCUACUUCAGACUUGGGGCCUAAGGGAAGGAACUCAGAGACAUCUGUCACUGAGAUGCGGAGUCAACACGAAAACAACCCAUAUGGGCCAACUACUAGAGCAGCACUUCCAUCUAUCACUGCAGAACAGCCUGUGUCAAACUACUCAGGAAACCCAAUAACAGCCGUCUACUCCAUCCCAGCCACUAGGCCUGGCUACUCAGAGUAUUUUGUCUCCACAUCACCCACCUCGUAUCACAGUCCCUCUUGGAUGUCCUAUCCACCAGAACCUGAGGAUGUUCCUCCACAAUGGGCAGACUCUGUACCCUUGCCAGGAUAUGUAGAGGCUUUUCCCAAUCCUCGUUAUCCACAGGGGAGUCCCACCAGAAUGGCCCUGCAAUAUAACCAGACACUGGAGCAGCCACCUACUGUCUCCAGCACAGCAUCUGAGCAAAAUCUGCCCCAGGUACUGAAGGACAUGGACAGCAUGCCCCUGAGCAGCCUCUCCACCUCUGCGCUUGUGCAGGCUAUCAGGCAGGAAGUAGCCAAGCUGGCGAAAAAACAGAAUGAUGUGUUUGAGUUCUAGUUUAAAUGUUGCUCUCACGUGUGCAGGAGAUGGUGAACUGUCCAUCAAUCUACAACAGUGGCACACAAAAGAGGCACUCCUUCAGACUGAUUUUUAAUAUUUGUACUGUUCAACAGACUGAUCUUCUUUACCUGCAGAUUAUCCACUUCUUGAUGUCUUUUCACAUGUCAUUGCUGGAUUUCAACUUUUAGUUAAUGGAAAAGAUUAUUUUGAUUUUAGACUAUUAAUCCCAUACUCUGCUAACGAUGUCUCAAAUAAUCACACAGGUCUUUGUAGAUAUGUCAAUAGGAUAUGCUUAAUGUCAAGAAUCAAAUUUUUUUUUCCAGGAUUGGGCCUUUGUUUUGGUGAAUCAGCAUCAUUUGACAAGCGUAAAAGAGCAAAGUUGUUGUCUGUACUGAGAGGACCAAAUUCUCCCUGUCAGAUGGUUAGGUAAAAAUCACAGUGUAUAUGAGCAUGUACAGUUUAAGGACAUCCUGUAUCUAAUCUCCUUUUAUAGAGCGUCAGCUUAAACAAGACAGGCUACAUCAACAUAAUCUCAUACUGCAUCCAUGCCACAUCAAAGUACCAUUAAUUUUUCAAAAUUCUAAUUAAAAAAAUGUUUACAUGUCAGAUAGUAACACCAUACCAACACAAACAAUCACAAUCAGUUGUCUAAUUACUUUAUUUAGAGAUUUAAACUGUAGUUUUGGGUAAUUAACAAUGGACUAAACACACUAUAAAAAUAAAUGCAUUUUUGAGCUAAUCUAACUAAACAUCACAUAGGAUGCAUCUUAUGAUGACGUAACUUACAGAUGGGACGUUUUUGUGUCUGAAAUGAGUAGUUUGUCACUGCAAUACAUGUGUGCACAAAAUAUGCAGAGCCGGUUAGCAGUGAUAGGCCUUUUCUUUAAACUGCAUUGUGUGGGUAUUAUUAAAUAAUUUGAUUUAACUUUGUUGGUGGUUUUGUGCAGAGAAUGACUUUCAAAAUCCCCAAAUGACAAACUUAAAUUUAGUUAAUAUCUGCAGCUGGAUGAACAUUGUAGCGUGGCAAUGUGAUAAUAAGUGCUGUGAUUUUUAGGUGCCUAUACUGUGCAACCUAAAAAUGAUAUAUGAAUGAUUUUCUUUGCUUGUGGCAGUAGGGCAAAUGUUUUUUUUUUCUUCUUUUAUUAAUAGAAUUAAGCUAUAAAAUUAGUAAGUCUAUUGUAUGUUUACUGCCCUUACAG